GCGAAGUAUUAAGUAAACGCUCGCACGCAGCACAGAACAGUUGCGUUUGGAACGCGUGAGAGUUAAGAACGUUCGUCAGUCGCGCUUCUGCUUUUGUGCUUGCAUAACUUAAUAUUGAACAGUAAAAGGUUGAACUCGGGAAAAGUUUACAAUUUUUUGCCCUGAAAAACAAAACAAGUAGCAAAGUGUCAACGGAAAAGUUAUGCGCUGUGUGCUUUUAAUUUUCGUGGUCGUUGUCAGUACGGCAGCGGGUCACCGAUAUGGCAAUUUACCAACGUCCGCCAGUUAUGCAUUGCCCGCUAGUGUCACUAGUGCCGCUGCUGCAUCGCGUGCCAGUAGUGUUGGCACAACAACAGCAACAAGCCCUAGCUCCAUAAAAGAAUCGCCAACAACAAUCGCCACCGCUGAGUCAAUCGGCAUAGCGGAGAGCGCAGCUGCAGGUGAAAGCGGUGCCAUUACCACCACACAAGCCGCACCAACUACGAUUCCGGCUGCGGCCCCAGCUUCCAGCACGGCAAAGGUUGAGGAAGCAGUCAGUGAAACUCUAACCGAGCUGCCCAUUGCCUCACCACCGAUAGCGCUUUUGCCACCCGACAGCGAUACGGAUACACCACAACGACGUGUGAUAACCUACGAUCAGCGUCAGGAGGGUCAGUAUAACAUACGUGCCGAUUUGGAGAAUUUCAUGAUCGUACUCAUACCACCAUCGCCAUCUGAGGGUCUCGACUUACUUGAUUUGCUCUCGUCGGUGCGCCGCAGUUCGUUGCGUUCGAAAUCGAAACGCAAACAUUUCACAAAUGGCGCAGGCAAUACAAAAUAUCGUCACCCAUUGAAGUCAUCGGCGACUUUGCCGGCGAGUUUGCAAUAUGUGGGACGUCAGCCAUCACCAAACCCAUUAGAUGGCUCGCGUGGUUACCUCACUGCACCGCAAUUCGCACCAUCUCCCUUUGAUGCCUUCAUCGGUUCGCAUGUUUCUCCGUCAUCAGUUCUUUCCACUUUGGGUGCCUCUUCAAAUCGUCUUUCGGAUUUCAUUGAGGGUCGCACCACGUCCCGUUUUGAUAUCGCCGCUAAUGAAGAUAAUGCAGAUUUACAGCCGGAUCGCCCAGUGGAUGUAUUGCCGCCACCAUAUCCACUUGCCUAUCAGCACCUCAUCAAACCCUAUCAUCUGGAAGCCGAGCCCACAGUCAUACAAGCUUUGCCACCGCCAGAGCUGAAUAGCGCACCAGCGCGUAUUUCCGGCAACUAUCUGGAUAGCUAUAAUCAACUGCUGGCACCUGGUCUCUCGGCUGGCCAUAACGCCGCUGCUGGCGAUGUCGCUACGAUUUCCACCACCACAACCACCGCCACGGCCAUACCCAACGACAAUGGCGCUGGUUAUUACCGCAUUUCGCGUGCCAUACGCGGCGACAGUUUUCUUGACUCGAAUCGCGUGAACUCACCGAAUAGCAUACAUCAUGGCAGUAUAGAUCUGCAGCCACUUUAUCGCGCGGAUCACUCACUAGGCGCCACUUACCUGUAUCCGCCGAUCGAUACGCCACGUCUCUACUUCAAUCCGGAGUCGAGCGGCAAAAACUACGAGGCGCCACACGAUGCCGUUGAUCGCUCACAGAUUCUGGACGACGUAGAGGAUAAUGCACGUGUGGGAGAGUUGUAUGUGCCGCCGCGUGAAUUGAAAGACGACAUUGAGUGGGAGCAGUUCUUCGACACAAUGGUCAAGGAGGCAAACGAUUCACUCUGCAUGCCCGGACAGCGUCGCGACAGCUACGGCAUUUGUCGCCAAGUGGAGGGCUACUGAGUAUCAAGACUGCACUGAACUGCUUACUAUUUUCAUAAGUAAUAAAUUAAUAGAAUUAGUGAAAUUGGACGAAAGUCGAAUUGCAAGUAUCUUUUAAGUAUCUUAGUUGAGAAUAAAAAGUUUUUUUAUGUCUUUUAAGUGAAUAAUUGCUAUACUCUAAGCACAGACAGACACUAUACUAUAACGAAUUCAUAAACGAUUGAAACAAUUUAUAUUUAUGCCUUUAGUGCAAAGUAUUAAUAAAUAUUUUGAAUUAUCAAGA
Messenger RNA from Zeugodacus cucurbitae (melon fly), 2057 nucleotides. RefSeq lists its product as uncharacterized. NCBI's taxonomy places the organism in Eukaryota, Metazoa, Arthropoda, Insecta, Diptera, Tephritidae. Bases 203 to 1795 code for a protein of 530 amino acids. The transcript has a single exon. The record is from RefSeq and is a predicted model, not a curated record.